ACGUCACAAAGCUCAUUAAACUCCUUCUCCAUACCCAGACCUAUACAAUCUGAUUUGUCCCCUUCCAGAUCAACCCGUGGUGCUUCGAAACAGCGAAGAGAUCAGAUCAAUGUCGAAAUCCAACGACUUCGGGAUCUUCUGCCGCUGUCGGAAUCCAUCAAGGAUCGGCUGUUCCAGCUCCAAGUUAUGUCGCUGGGCUGCAUAUACAUUCGAAAGCAUCGCUAUCAAAAAACGAUAGCCGAAGACAGUGUGCCAUUACCCAAAGGACUGGAUUCAUGCAAGGCUCUGAGAGGGUUUCUCAUCAUGCUGAACAGAAGCGGAAAGUUGCUGCACGUGUCCGAUAACGCCAGCGAAUACCUUGGACAUUCUAUAGAGGAAAUCAUGUGCCAAGGCGAUUCAAUCUUCGACUUGGUGGACCCACGGGAUCAUCCUACGAUUCACAACGAGUUGAAUAGUGGACCCCAGCCGACAACCUCUUUCCCUGAAGAACGUGUAUUCCUAUGCCGUUUAAAUCUUGCUAGAACAGCUAAACGACAGCUACAGUAUCACAAGUUCAUCCUCCUACAAGGACGGUAUAUCCACCCAACAGAGUACUUUCAAGCAAUCGCUGGCACACCAGAAGCGAUUCAACCCGUCUUUGCUGCCUAUUGUCAACCGGUAAUCAAUCCGGAAAAUGCUGAAACGCUCUCCAUGGGCAAUACGGAUGUCUUCAGUAGUCAGCAUUUUCUCGAUAUGACGUUUAAAGAAGUCGAUCAUAUGUGUGCUCAUCACCUUGGAUACCAUCGUGAAGAGUUACGAGGACAAAGUUGGUAUACCUUGCUACAUCCUGCAUAUAUUCCUGAGGUCGCUUAUAAACAUCGAUUAUUAUGCCAAGAAAAGGAAGGAUCAGUACUGGCUCUGAUCAAAAUGCGAUCCGCAGAUGGCGAAUGGCUUUGGAUGCAUACAGUGUUUGCAGUCCGUGGUAACCUCUGCCAUGAAGUACAGGAAGGUCGACGAGUUCGGCACGUCAUUCACUGCUACUACCAGACUUUAAGUGGGAUCGAAGCAGCCGCACUGCAAGCGAACUCCUGGAUCUACAAUAUUCGUCAUACGUAUCCCGCUGCAUUUCCUUGCCAGAGUUCACCAACUCCGUCCUCAUAUCCUCAAUCGAUUGACCAGCUUGUUCCGUUCAUUAAACAAGAGCCGCUCACACAAAUGACAAUGAUACCAGCUUACGCAAACCCACCCGAAGGAGGUUAUAAUUUUCGUUGGUUCCAGAUAAAAGUCGAAAUUCCAAUGAAAACGAUGCCACCGAUCUCGAUGUUCACACCCGAGAGUUCGUCACCAGAAUCGUCCCCCUUCUUCUCAGGGACGAAUUUCAACUGUAUUCUUCCUUUAACACUCAAAGGAACUUUGCCUGAUCUCCGUGAUGGUCUCGAUGAUUUCUUCAGAGAGGUACGCGCUCGUUCUUCGGCAGCAGCUCCGAUGGCGACUACGGCUUCGGCAACUUACUCUCCUGAACAAGCCACUGAUCUCUUCAAAUAUCUUGGUCCAGCUCUUUUCGGUGGCCCAUCCGUUCAGACUAUGGAAUCAUUCCGAGUGUCGAACUCACUACCGAGUGGUGUUCACUGUCCGCGUAAACGAAGUUGGGUGGUCUGA
Molecule: messenger RNA, 1638 nt
Organism: Haemonchus placei
Lineage: Eukaryota; Metazoa; Nematoda; Chromadorea; Rhabditida; Trichostrongylidae
Source: the annotation of a GenBank genome assembly